AUGGAUCCUGCGCCAAAAUCACGUGAUAACUCCUCAACUAAGUUGACUGAAUCUCCUAAAGUAAAUUCUAAUCAAACCUCUUCAAAACUGACCAACGUUAAACCUAAACCUCUCUUCGUUAAUACUCUUCAACGUAACACUGGCAAUUUUGUCAAACCUAAAAUUGUCGAAGAAGAGAAAGAGCGUGCUGUCGGUUUUCUGGUUCCUGACGAUGAAUCUAAUACUAACGAAGUUACCGAAGAACUUAAUGACGAAAAUCCAGAUUCUUCUUAUAUGGUAGCAACACCACCAAUUCAAGAUGAAUUCUUCAUUGGUUCACCUACUACAUCAAUUGAUAUCUCGGUUCGUGAUUUGAAUUCGGAUAUUUUAGUUGCUCUCGUGGACCGUGCUACGGAAAUGAAGGAUUUAUUUAACCGUAAUAAAGAAUACUUUGAUUUGGUUCAACAAAGUAUUUUUUCGCCGGAUGAAAAUGAGUGGAACCAAUUUCUUAAUAUUUUGUAUUCUCCACGUGAUGAGCGCUCCGAUGGAGAAUGGAUGUCUGCAAUAUCAGAGUACAUGGAACCAAAUCCGACGCUUUUGGUCACAUUCAAAGAAAUCGUAGGGUACAACGAGAUCGAAAACGAUGAUGACGAUUUCUCUAGUAUAAUAAAUGAUAACAAUCUUGAUGAAAACGACAUAAAUGAAGAAAAUGAUGUUGAUGAAGGAUACAAUCCUUUUGAUUAUUAUUCUUCUACAUUCGAAGAAAACGAUAUUGGUCUUUUGGAUAUUUGUGCAAUUAGAGAUUAUCCAAAAAUUUUGGAAAACCUUGAAACCUCGUAUCCACAAUUUUUCAUUAAUGCCAAACAGGAAUUAAGUCAGGAGACUAAACGACGUGGAAGUAUACUUGGUGGAAAUCAUUUAUCACAAUCCCGUCAUUCAUCUUGCUCGUCUCCCGCCUGUAGUUUAAAUGGUGGUUUUAAUUUCGGUGGUGGGAAAAUUAUUACAACAGAUUUAACAGAAGAACCCGCAACAACCCUGAACGAUGAAUUCAAAUCAAUUUUAGUUGCAUCCCGAGAAGAAAUCUCUGACGAGGAAUGGGAAAUUGCAAUUUAUGAAUGUUUGGAUCCUUGGCCACAACUUGUUGCACAGUUUGAAGAAAUUAUUAAAUAUGAGAUUUCAAACGACUAA
Messenger RNA from Diversispora eburnea, 1167 nucleotides. The record is from the annotation of a GenBank genome assembly. Lineage: Eukaryota; Fungi; Glomeromycota; Glomeromycetes; Diversisporales; Diversisporaceae.